AUGGCCUGCUCACAGGUCCUGGAGCAGCCCUCGGACGGCCGCUGGAAAGGCCACAUCCAUGACCCUCAGCGUGGGACAGACCGAGUGGGCUUCUUCCCCCCCUCUGUGGUGGAGGUGCUGAGCCGCAGGACAGGGGCCACACUGUCCCGUCACGCCUCCCUGCCCUCCCCGAGAGCCCCCCAGCCCGAGCAGCUGUACCCAGGCGCAUGUGACCCAUCAGGUGGUCGUCUGUGUGCUAGUCCCCCCCAGGACGUGUGGCUGCUCAGGAGGGCUCCCUCUGGAGACCGCAGCAGUGUGGGCAGUGGGGAGUCGGUGGGCAGCAGUCGCAGCGCAGGCAGCGGCCAGAGCUCAGAGAGUGGAAACAAGACCAACGGAGCAGUGCGACAUCAUGACCCGAGCAAGCUGGCGCCCCCCGGUGGAGAGUCGGCAGACCACACUCAGUCAGCUGGAGCAGAGAAACCAGAGGGAUCAGCAGCAACAGUAAAACGAGACGACUUCGCUGUCAGCCGUAAUGUUUCGCCCCCUCCUCCCCCCACCCUGGGCGCCAUGGCAACAUAA
This is a messenger RNA of Knipowitschia caucasica, 558 nucleotides long. NCBI's taxonomy places the organism in Eukaryota, Metazoa, Chordata, Actinopteri, Gobiiformes, Gobiidae. The record is from the annotation of a GenBank genome assembly.